This is a messenger RNA of Anolis sagrei ordinatus, 8284 nucleotides long. It is a transcript of the gene SBNO2, whose product is annotated as strawberry notch homolog 2. Gene Ontology annotation, molecular function: chromatin DNA binding; histone binding. The record is from RefSeq and is a predicted model, not a curated record. Gene Ontology annotation, biological process: osteoclast differentiation; negative regulation of DNA-templated transcription; cellular response to interleukin-6. Gene Ontology annotation, cellular component: nucleus. NCBI's taxonomy places the organism in Eukaryota, Metazoa, Chordata, Lepidosauria, Squamata, Anolidae.
UCCGCGUUCGUUUCCAAUAUGGCGGCGGCGAACCCGGAAGUGGGUCGGAGUAGACGCCAGAGCCGGGAACUCUGAGGUGGUUGCUGCCGUUCCUGGCCGGUUUCCACAAGGGAAAGAAGGAGGACGAGGACAUGUGUGGGAGCAGGUGGCACUAAUAAAGCCCCUUCCUUUCCUCUGCUGCCCGGGAUCUCGCCCGCCUCCUCCAUGAAGCAACCCGAAGCCUGAUGUCCUCCUUGCGCCCCGCCAUGGAGGCGGGAAAGAGCUGCCACUCAACGUAUACGCACCAGCAGUCGGGCAACACGCUCUAUGGGAUGCCCGCCCUUCCCGCCCAGCUGGGCCUGCCAACCAUAGAGAACCCUCCUUCUGGUUGGUGGAGCCCGGACCUGUAUUCAUCUGCUCCGUACUCAGCGCCGUCAUUUCUGAGCGAUAACCAGCAAUAUUUUAAUACCACUUGCGAUUUGUACACAAAUUCCAUCGGUGGGCUCCCGUUCUCCGAUACCAACUAUGCAACCCCUAGCUUUGCCGACUUUUUGCCGAAAAACGGCGAUUUUCCUCAGGACUCUGCAUACCUCAAUGAACUCUCCAGCAACUCCCUCUUCUCCUCCCCUGCGGACUCCCUUUCCGACAUUGCCGAUGCUCAGGAAUUCCUGCCCGCUGACAGCCUCAGUCGCGUGCCAACCAUAUGGGACGUCAGCACCCCACAGCAGCAGAACCAAACAGAGCCCUUGCCUCCUGACUUGGAGGGCCUAGAAUGCCUACAGGGAAUCGAAAGCCACAUCCCCACCACCCCACUCCUCUCAACGAUCCAGUCCCAAACUCAGGUAGAAGAGGAGGAGGAAGAUGACGAAACGGAGGAGCUGGGCCACACCGAGACGUACGCCGAUUACGUCCCUUCCAAAUGCAAACUUGGGAAGCAGCACCCCGACCGGGUGGUGGAGACGAGCACCCUCUCCAGCGUCCCGCCCCCUGACAUUACCUACACCCUCUCCCUCCCGGAGUCCAUUGCCGACAAUGGCCGACUGUCCGCACUACAGCUGGAAGCGAUUACGUAUGGCUGCCAGCAACAUGAGGUUUUGCUCCCCAAUGGGCAAAGGGCCGGGUUUCUCAUCGGGGAUGGUGCCGGGGUCGGGAAAGGCCGGACCGUCGCAGGGAUCAUCUUCGAAAACUAUCUGAAGGGAAGGAAGAAAGCCCUGUGGUUCAGCGCCUCGAAUGACCUCAGAUACGAUGCCGAGAGGGACCUCAAGGACAUCGAUGCACCCAACAUUCCUGUCCAUGCUUUGAACAAGAUUAAAUAUGGUGACACAGCUACCUCAGAAGGAGUCUUAUUUGCCACUUACUCCGCCCUGAUCGGGGAAAGCCAGGCCGGCGGACAGCAUAGGACCCGGUUGAAGCAAAUCCUGGACUGGUGCAAGGAGGACUUCGAUGGUGUUAUUGUGUUCGACGAAUGCCACAAGGCCAAAAAUGCCAGCUCCACCAAGAUGGGCAAAGCAGUAUUGGACCUGCAGAAUAAGCUGCCUCGCGCCAGGGUUGUCUAUGCCAGUGCCACAGGUGCCUCCGAGCCAAAGAACAUGAUUUACAUGAGCCGGCUGGGAAUUUGGGGAGACGGCACUCCCUUUCGCUCGUUCGAUGAGUUCCUGCAUGCCAUCGAGAAACGGGGAGUAGGCGCCAUGGAGAUCGUCGCCAUGGAUAUGAAGGUGAGCGGCAUGUACAUCGCCCGGCAGCUCAGCUUCUCGGGGGUGACCUUCCGCAUUGAGGAGAUCCCGCUCGACCCGGAUUACGAGAAGGUCUACAACAAGGCAGCGCAGCUGUGGGCUGAGGCCCUGGUGGUUUUCCAGCAGGCCGCUGAUCUGAUGGGCUUGGAGUCGCGCAAAUCCCUGUGGGGUCAGUUCUGGUCAGCCCACCAGCGCUUCUUCAAGUACCUUUGCAUCGCCGCCAAAGUCCGCCGCCUGGUGGAGCUGGCCAAGGAGGAGCUCAGCAAGGACAAGUGUGUAGUGAUUGGCCUCCAGUCGACUGGCGAGGCCCGCACCCGGGAAGUUUUGGAUGAGAACGAGGGACACCUGAACUGCUUUGUUUCUGCAGCUGAAGGCGUCUUUCUCUCACUAAUUCAGAAGCACUUUCCUUCAACCAAACGAAAAAGAGAAAGAGGAACGGGCAUUAAAAGAAAACGAAAACAACGCGUUCGCUGUGGCACAAAAGUCCCCAAAUCCACCUACGACCUCUCCAGCAACUGUAUCAAGAUCAGCUCCGACAGCAGCUCCGAUUCUGAGCCGGGAAUGGAGAGCGACUUCAACUCUUCCCCAGAGUCCCUUUUCGACAACGAUGAUGUGAUUCUGGUGGAGCGUGGCAGCACCAAUGGCCUAGCCUGUGAGGACCGAGGUGGCAUGUUAAUGCAAAGUUCCCAGAAAGAAAUGCAGGGUCCAGGCACAUUGGAACACGUUGAGAGGUUGAAGCAGGACCUCCUGUCAAAAGUGAAGGCACUGGGCAAAGAACUACCUCUGAAUACAUUAGAUGAACUGAUCGAUCACUUUGGAGGCCCGGAACACGUGGCCGAGAUGACGGGGCGGAAGGGUCGUGUGGUGCGUCAGUCUGACGACUCCGUUGUGUUUGAGUCACGGGCGGAACCCGGGCUCUCCAUCGACAAUGUGAACCUCAAGGAGAAAGAGCGGUUCAUGAAUGGAGAUAAACUUGUAGCAAUAAUCUCCGAGGCCUCCAGCUCAGGGAUUUCUCUCCAAGCGGACAGACGGGUAAAGAAUCAGAAGCGGCGUGUCCAUAUGACUCUGGAAUUGCCUUGGAGCGCCGACCGAGCCAUUCAGCAGUUUGGUCGGACGCACCGGUCCAACCAAGUGUCGGCUCCAGAGUAUAUCUUCCUCAUCUCUGAAUUAGCCGGGGAGCGGCGGUUUGCCUCCAUCGUGGCCAAACGUCUGGAGAGCCUUGGUGCCUUAACUCAUGGGGACAGAAGAGCCACUGAGUCCAGAGAUCUCAGCAAGUACAACUUUGAGAAUAAGUACGGGUCCAGGGCCCUCGACAAGGUCCUCCUCACCAUCCUCAACCAGGUGGAGAACAAAGUCCCGGUUCCCAAGAGCUAUGAGAAAGGAGAUGCUGCAUUCUUCCAAGAGAUGAAGCAGUGUCUUCUUUCGGUUGGGAUCUGCUGCAAAGAGAUGCGAUACGGCUUGGUGUCUGUGGAGAAAGACUGCUCCAUUGCCAAGUUUCUGAAUCGUAUCCUGGGCUUGGAGGUCCAGAAGCAAAACCUUCUCUUCCAGUAUUUCAGCGACACUUUUGACUACCUGAUCGACCGGGACAAGAAAGAUGGGAAAUACGAUAUGGGGAUUCUAGAUCUGGCCCCUGGUGUUGAUGAGAUCUACGAGGAGAGCAAAGAGGUGUUUCUGACUCCUGGCCACCCUCAGGACGGACAGGUCGUCUUUUACAAGAUCAGUGUCGACAGAGGCAUGAAGUGGGAAGAAGCCUAUGAAAAGUCGCUCCAACUGACGGGCCUCCAUGACGGCUUUUAUCUCUCCAAUAAGGUCCGGGGCAACAUGUACACCUGUCUCCUGGCCGAGCAGAACCGCGGAAAGAAUUUCACCCUCUACAAGCCCAACAUCGGGAAGCACAGUCAACCAGAGAGUCUGGAAAGCCUUCUCAGGAAAUACCAAAAGGUGUCGCCGGAAGAUGCCAAAGAACAUUGGGAGAGCAGCUACACCUUUUCCCUACAGUUCUGCAACCACGCCGUAUGGAACGGGCACUGCAAAAUGGUCCAAGACGGGAAGGAGUGUCUGCAGGGUGCCCGCCUGCGCCAUUACUACAUGCUUUGUGGGGCGCUGCUGCGGGUCUGGAGCAAGAUCGCCAGCAUCAUGGCCGACAUCACCAACACCAACUACCUGCAGAUCGUCCGCCUCAAGACCAAAGAGAAGAAGAAGCAAGUUGGGAUCAAAAUCCCAGAGUCUUGCGUCCAGCAGGUACUGAAGGAGCUGAAGCAGAUGGAUGAGAACGUGAAGCAGAAGCAGAAGCAGAGUCAAGUGUUGCUGGCAGCGACGACAGUAGCGGCCACUCGUCCGAACCUUCCUUACCCACUCCUUCAGCCGCUGGACCUCAGCCAGUCUGCGGCAGUGGCGGCGGGCGGCUUCCUGCCUUCCCAGCCCCCUUCUUUGCAGCAGGAUGAGAUUUUGGACCUGACCUACAGCCCCUCCAGCGACGAUGGCAUCCCGGACCUCUGGGCCACAGCUUCCCCACAACCGCCGCCUCCGCCGCAUUACAGCUUCCCCCCUCCUUACAACGGCGUUGCGGCAUUGCCUCUGGGCUCCCCAUCCCCACAUGAACACUUGCCCCCGGGAGCCCCUCCGCUCCCCAAUGGCUUCUCUUUGCCCAGCCAGGACAUCAACUACAAGGAGGUCUUGGAGGAGAUGUUGAACUCCCUCAAUGUGGGGCUGGAGGACAAUAACGCUGCCGUUGCCUCCACCCCGGAGCGCCAGAGCGUCAUCCAGUUCAGCGGCCCUUUCCCUGGCUUCUUCGACGAGGACAGCUGAGUCAGGGGGGUCUUCCCGGUCUUCGGGUUUGUUUUUUGUACCGAUUGGACCACUUCUCUCUCUUUUUUAAGAAAAACAGGGACGGGAACGGAGGGAAACGUAUACCUAACACAGAAGCAAAGUUUAUUUAUAUAUAUUAUACAGCCACCCGUGUACUAAAUUUUUUAUAUAUCUUAUCUAUCGACGUAUGUCUCAGAAUAGAUAACGUACAGAGUAGAGGUCUAGGGAUGGGGGAAAUUGGGGGAGGGGGUGGCAUAUUGAGGCACCUUAUCAGAGUGGCACGUCGCCAUUCCCCCCCGGCCUCUUCGCCCACCUUUUGAAGCUGCACCUCCCCACUCCUUUAUGCAAACUACUGAGUUGGAAAGCUACGAUCUUUAUACUUCCUUUCUAUUCCUUUCUUCUCAGGAGGGGAGGUUUCUCCAGGAGGGGAGCUCAAUCUGAACCUGCGGUGGCUCAGACACAAGCGUAUUGUGUGUAGUUUACCCCCUAUAAUUCAGUGGUGUCAAAUGUUUGGCCCUCCAGCAGUUUUGGACUUCAACUCCCAGAAUGGCCAUUGGAGGCCCAAACACCUGGAAGGUCAUACGUUUAUAAUACAGGGCUGGGCUUUAGCACAGCUGGUAAAUCAACAGCAGCAAUAAGAUCCUACCAACUGAAAGGUUGCCAGUUGGAAGCCCAGGUCAGGGUGAGCACCCGACUGUCAGCCAGCUUACUGUCCACCUAAGCAGCUCGAAAACAGCUUGACAGCUGUAAGUAGAGAAACUAGGUACCGUUUAAAGUGGGGGAGGUAUUUUACAGCACCAUAAAAGGAAAUACCAGAAAUGCUGGCAACCAAAAGGAAGGAAGAAAUCAGUGAUGUCUCUUUGUCAUAGAGAAUGGAGCAAUAGCAUCCCCGGGGGCUGGAAUUGAGCACAACUUCCAGAAGUUGGAUGUCGACACAACAUACUUCUGUCUGUUUGUCCUGUCUGUUUCAGCGACAUUGAAUGUUUGUGGUGUAUGUGUUCUGUGAUCCACCCUGAGUCCCCUUGGGGAGAUAGGGAGGAAUAUCAAUAAAGUGUAUUAUUAUUUUAUUUAUAGUCCAUUCUGUCUCCCUGAGGGGACUCAGGGUAAAUUACAGAACACAUAUAUGGCAAACAUUCAGUGCCAUUAUACAAUUGACAAAGACAGACAGUACAUAAACAGAGGUAUAGGCUUUUCCCAUCUUUCUCUAUCUCUGGCAUCUGGAGGCUAGGAGCUUCCGGUGGCGCAAUGGGUUAAAUCCUUGUGCUGGCAGGACUGAAGACUAACAAGUUGAAGGUUUGAAUCCGGGGAGAACGCAGAUGAGCUCCCUCUGUCAGCUCCAGGUCACCAUAUGGGGACAGGAGAGAAUCCUCCCACAAGGAUGGUAAAACAUCAAAACAUCUGGGCAUCUCCUGUGCAAUGUCCUUGCAGAUGGCCAAUUCUCUCACACCAGAAGCAACUUGCAGUUUCUCAAGUUGCUCCUGACACGAAAAAAAAAAAUCUGGAGGCUGUGUUCGACUCUGGCUACAGAGAGGUGCUGUCACUCCAUCUUCCAUGCCAAGGAGCUUUUCUUUGUCUGUUGAUGACCUUCCUAUCAAAACAUCGGCACCUUUUUAAUUACCUUCCCCGCAUAAAGCAAGAUUGUCUGCAGUUGGCAGCUAACCCGCUGUGCUAAAGCCAAGGAAUUUCACUCCAUGCCAUUUCUUUUUUCCUUUGCUUCACUCAACUGGGUAUCUAUUGACUCGCACCUGUUGGUUCAAUCUGGAGAGUGUCCCCUAAAGUUUCUAGACCUCAAGGAGGCAGGGAAGAGUUUGCAAAUGGAGAUGAAAUUUGGGAGGAGAGUCAAUGGGUCAAAAACCCAGGAAGGAGAACUUCUCCAUAAUUUGUAGACAAAUUAUGAGGACUAGGACCUUGUGUCCCUCUUGAGUCAAAGCCCCUUCUCGCUAUCUUUGUCAAUACUUUCCAUUUCACAGCUUCUUUCUGUUCCAACUGGUUGGAUUGUGAGCGAAAGCUUCCUUGUCCUUGUAUGUCCUUGGAUCUGGCCUUCCUCCUCCAAUGAGUCUGAGAUGGCCUUUGGUGGCCUAAGCACAUACAUUGAAGUCAAACCAUCCUACACAUUUCGGACGUUCUCACUCUCAUCCCCAAAACCCAUAGCUGUUAAAGAGCUGUAUCCAAAAGCCAAGGGGGGAGCUGUGUACAGUUGAAAGGCUGCCGGUUAUCCCUCACCAUUGGCGGCUGCUGGGAGUUGUAGUUCGGCAUCAUCUUUGCUGCGUUUCACUCCCUCCAUCCUUCUGGCCCGGUGGAACGUUUUGAAUCUUUCCUGGCUCUCAAUGAGCAAAUUCUCCACAUUUCCCAACUUGUAAUAACAACUUUCCUUCAAGUUUGUUUUGAAUUAUGGUACAUAUCAUUCCCAACAUCUGAACCAGAUGGGAAUCGUAGUCCAAAACACUUGGCGUCUGGUUUUCCGGGAGGCCGGACGAUGGUGUCAAAACGCUUGGCAGGUUCAUCUUUUUAGGAUUCUCUCCGGCUUUUGGUCCUCCGGGUGUUUGUGACACUGACUCCCAGAAUCCCUGGCAGUCAAAGUCCCAGAUUUCAGAGGACGAGGGAUGGAAGAGCGCAGAUCUACAACUGUGUGUGCUUUUCUGCUCUUUUGACCGUAGGUUGCAGGAUGUUGGGAGUUAGGAGGAGGUAUUUGCAGCCGAUUCGGAGCAGCGCAUCAAUGCAACAAUGCAUUUCAAGCCUAGGAGUGUAACGAUCACAACAGCAAGUAGGCAGGUUGGUAGGUAGAUAGAAAUCUCCAAAGCCUGUGCCCUCCAAGUAUCUGUAGGGUAUUUUCCAUUCUUUUGCUCCCACCCCAUAGCACCAACCUUCAAAUUGGAGUUAAGGAAGCAGAGCAUUAAUCCCAUUUGUACAGUACUCUUUGGGUUCUGUACAUUUCCGAAGCUCAAACCAUUUCAUUAGCAAGGUUUUGAUAAGUUCCUGGAUAAGAGCAGGAUGGAGCGGAGAAGACCAUAUAAAACUCAGGAAAAGGAUUUGGAGGCACUCUUUGAAGUCCUCCCCCAAAUAUAUAAUAGUAUGUGGCUACUUUAUGGUUGCUGAAUGGGAUUGGCCCCCUUCCUUUCCUUCCUUCUUUCCUUCCUUCCCUGCCACCCUGCUCGCACCCCUCCUCCCUCCCCUCCCUUCCUUCCUUCCUUCCUUCCUUCCUUCCUUCCUUCCUUCCUUCCUUCCUUCCUUCCUUCCUUCCUUCCUUCCUUCCUUCCUUCCGUGGAGGCUGGACCAUCUCUCUCCCCUUUAUAUACAAUCCCCGCUCCAGGAUCUCGCCCUUCGCCUUAUCAGGAGAAUUAAAUACUACUACUAUGUUAACAGUGACCUUUUAAACUAAAUUAUUACACUGUUUUGUUUCUUAUUGAUUGUAUGUAUUUUUUUUAGGAAAAAAAAAGUGGUGGGAAAAAAACCACGCAACACCUUCCCCUUUUUCCUCUUCUGUCCCUCAAUGGCACUUUCUAAUCUGCUUAAUUAUCGUAAUAAUAAUAAUAUUAUUUUUUUCUAUGCAUAUUUAUAAUUCAUGGGGAAUUGUAUAUAUGUAAAAAAAAACAAACCUGAGGGAGGGAUAUACUUUUCUUUUGUCUUCCUCCUCUUUGUUGGUUUUUGUUGGGGAAAAAAAUAUGUGCCUUUUGAAUGAAUGAUGCCGGGAUUUUCUAUUUGAACCCGAAGGAUUAAAAUUGUUGCCAUUUCCGCUCAAUGGAGACGGUGGGGCGUCACAGGUU